CCAUUAAUCUUAUCCAAAAUAUAUAAACUCGUUACAGUCUCAUGAAACGUAGAGAGGCAGAAAACGAUGAGCUCACAGCUCUUAUCUUUCAUACCUCUACACCCCAUAACCAACACCAUAACGCCGCCACUUCCACCACCACCGCCACCAACUCCGUCUCGACUCCGCCCUCCAAUCGCAACCCCAAAAUCACAAACCUUUCACACCCUUUCCCAACGAACCCACAUUCCUUCUCAUGUCUACAAGCACCCUGCAGCCAUCCUCCUCGAGCUCUGCACUUCCGUGCAAGAACUCAAUCAAAUCAUCCCCCUCAUCAUCAAGAACGGUCUCUACAACGAGCACUUGUUCCAGACUAAGCUUGUCAGCUUGUUCUGCAACUAUGGCUGCCCCAAUGAGGCCGCUCGGGUUUUCGACACCGUUGAGGACAAACUCGAGGUCUUUUACCACACUCUGCUCAAAGGGUAUGCCAAGAACUCGUCUUUAGGUGACGCCUUUUCGUUCUUUUGUCGAAUGAAGUAUGAUGGUGUUAAACCUGUUGUGUAUAAUUUUACAUAUUUGUUGAAAGUUUGUGGUGACAAUGCUGAUCUUAGGAGGGGAAAAGAGAUUCAUGGGGAUCUAAUUAGUAGUGGGUUUGCCUCAAAUUUGUUUGCGAUGACCGCGGUUGUGAAUCUGUAUGCGAAAUGUAGGCAGGUUGAUGAGGCAUAUAAGAUGUUUGAUAGAAUGCCUGAGAGAGACUUGGUUUCUUGGAAUACCAUUGUUGCUGGUUAUGCCCAAAAUGGGUUGGCAAAGAUAGCUAUGGAGUUGGUUAUACGGAUGCAGGAGGAAGGUCAGAAGCCUGAUCCGAUCACGUUGGUCACCCUUUUGCCUGCUGUUGCUGAUUUUGGGUCUUUGAUAAUUGGAAAAUCAAUUCAUGCGUAUGUUGUAAGAGCUGGUUUCGAAUCGCAUGUAAACCUUUCUACUGCUCUUGUAGACAUGUAUUCAAAAUGUGGAUCGGUGGGGACUGCUCGGUUGAUUUUCAAUAGGAUGAAGCACAAGACUGUUGUUUCUUGGAAUUCCAUGAUAGACGGGUACGUACAAAAUGAGGACCCCAAGGAGGCAAUGGAGGUUUUCCAGAAGAUGUUGGAUCAAGGCUUUGAACCAACAAAUGUUACUAUAAUGGAAGCUUUGCAUGCUUGUGCUGAUUUGGGAGAUCUUGAGCGAGGAAUGUUCGUGCAUAAAUUAUUGGAUCAGAUGAAACUCGGAUCUGAUGUUUCGGUCAUGAACUCUUUGAUAUCCAUGUAUUCGAAGUGUAAGCGAGUUGACAUUGCUGCAAAAAUAUUUAACAAGUUGCAGGGUAAGACCCCAGUCUCAUGGAAUGCCAUGAUAUUAGGUUAUGCGCAGAAUGGGCGCGUCAGCGAGGCUUUAAGUCACUUUUGCGAGAUGCAUUCGCAAAAUAUAAAACCAGAUUCAUUUACAAUGGUGAGUGUCAUCCCUGCUAUCGCGGAGCUAUCAGUUACACGACAGGCUAAGUGGAUUCAUGGACUUGUAAUAAGAAAAUGUUUUGACAAAAACGUUUUUGUGAUGACUGCCCUUGUUGACAUGUAUGCAAAAUGUGGAGCUGUGCACACUGCGAGAAAACUUUUUGACAUGAUGGAUGAGCGGCAUGUGACGACAUGGAACGCUAUGAUUGAUGGAUAUGGAACAAAUGGGCUCGGAAAAGCUGCUGUGAAUCUGUUCAAUGAAAUGAAAAAAGGAGCAAUAAAGCCAAAUGAUAUAACGUUCCUAUGUGUGAUCUCUGCUUGCAGUCACUCGGGUUUAGUGGAAGAGGGUCUACAAUACUUUGCAAGCCUGAAAGAAGAUUAUGGCUUGGAGCCUGCAAUGGAUCACUACGGGGCCAUGGUUGAUCUCCUUGGUCGAGCUGGCCGGCUAAAUGAGGCUUGGGAUUUUAUUCAAAAUAUGCCUAUGGAGCCUGGUAUCACCGUCUUCGGAGCCAUGUUGGGGGCUUGCAGAAUUCAUAAAAAUAUAGAGUUGGGGGAAAAGGCAGCAGAUAAGAUAUUUGAGUUAAAUCCUGCGGAUGGCGGGUAUCAUGUUUUGCUUGCUAACAUAUAUCAAACAGCUUCAUUGUGGGACAAAGUGGCCAAAGUGCGAACGAUGAUGGAGAAGAAAGGGCUCCAGAAAACCCCAGGCUGCAGUUUAGUGGAUUUGAAGAACGAGGUUCACACUUUCUAUUCCGGAAGCACAAGCCAUCCCCAAUCCAAAAGAAUCUAUACUUUUCUGGACACACUGGGAGAUGAGAUCAAGGCGGCUGGUUAUGUGCCGGACACCAAUUCAAUUCAUGAUGUGGAAGCUGAUGUUAAGGAGCAGUUGCUCAAUAGCCACAGUGAGAAGCUGGCUAUUGCGUUUGGGCUCUUGAACACUACUCCUGGUGCCACCAUACACAUUCGGAAGAAUUUACGAGUUUGCGGAGAUUGCCAUAACGCAACCAAGUACAUUUCCCUUGUAACUAGACGGGAGAUCAUCGUUCGUGAUAUGCACCGGUUCCAUCAUUUCAAGAAUGGAACAUGUUCGUGUGGCGAUUAUUGGUGAUUAUAUCUUUGUUCGUUUUAUAUUUUGGCAGUUGUGUACUUGCCACUUUCCUGUUGUUUUAACGGGCUAAAUUGCCAUCCCUGUCUGGACCGAAGAAUUCUCCUGUUGCAGCCUCGGGGAACUUUUAGGGAACAAAAUUAAGAGAUAAGGAAAACAGUAAUGUUAAAAAUGUUA
Molecule: messenger RNA, 2739 nt
Organism: Malus domestica (apple)
Lineage: Eukaryota; Viridiplantae; Streptophyta; Magnoliopsida; Rosales; Rosaceae
Product: pentatricopeptide repeat-containing protein At1g11290, chloroplastic
Biological process (GO): RNA modification
Cellular component (GO): intracellular membrane-bounded organelle
Molecular function (GO): zinc ion binding; protein binding; RNA binding
Source: RefSeq, a predicted model, not a curated record